This is a messenger RNA of Symbiodinium necroappetens, 384 nucleotides long. NCBI's taxonomy places the organism in Eukaryota, Dinophyceae, Suessiales, Symbiodiniaceae. The record is from the annotation of a GenBank genome assembly.
AUGCACAUCCUCGCCCACGGCAUCGACAUCGUGCGCGUGCACCGCGUGCAGCACUCCAUCGAGGAGUACGGCGAGAAGUACCUCGCAAGGGUCUUCACGGACGUCGAGCGCGCGUACGCCGAGGACCGCCCGCGCCGGCGGUUCGAGCACUACGCCGUCCGCUUCGCGGCCAAAGAGGCGGCGCUGAAGUGCCUGGGCACGGGGUGGUCCCAGGGCAUCGCGUGGACGGACGUGGGAGUGGUCCACGACGCGAACGGCGCCCCCUGGCUCACGGUGACGGGCGUCGCGAAGCGUUUCGCGGACGAGCUGGGUGUGAAAGCCUGGCACGUGAGCCUGAGCCACACGGACGAUCUGGCGAUGGCGUCGGUCAUCGCGGAGGGGUGA